This is a messenger RNA of Diabrotica virgifera virgifera (western corn rootworm), 6159 nucleotides long. RefSeq names its product zinc finger protein 271-like. The transcript has 13 exons. The record is from RefSeq and is a predicted model, not a curated record. Lineage: Eukaryota; Metazoa; Arthropoda; Insecta; Coleoptera; Chrysomelidae. Bases 721 to 3834 code for a protein of 1037 amino acids.
AGUUAUUGUCCAGGGCCAGGACAAACAACAUUUCCGCUUGCUGUGAAGUCUUAGUUUUUAAGAUUAGAUUUCCUUUUUAUUAAGCCCGGACCUGUAACAUGUUUACAAAUUAGAGAACGGUAUGACAAUUUGACAGCACAUAUUUUUCAUUGACGGAAGUACGCAGGCGGAACAAAAAAUGGAGGGAAGUUAAAAUUCAAAUAUUCAACAAUUUUUUAAGAAAUCAAGCAUUACAGAAAUAUUAAUUCAAGUACUCCUAUCUAUUUGCAAAUUUCUAAAUGUCAAAAUAAGUAAUGAGUCGAUUAAAUUCUAUUCGAAUGUAAAAUAUCUUCUUUGUUACAACUAUUACGCAUUCGCCGUAGCUUCAAGUACGCCAUGUUGAUUCGACUGUUUAUUGUUUGCGGCGCCCCGCUCCCGUUGUUCUAGCUUAAACGAAAAUAUUUCAAACUUACGACAAUUCCAGACAUAAUAACCCUUGGAAAUUUGAUAUGUGUAAAUUAAAGAGUGUUUUGUGUUAUAUGUUCAGCCUACCGUGCGAAAUAAUUCGUUAAAUUUACAAAAAAUCAGAUGAAAACCUCUACAAUGGCUACCUCCGCGUCCCCCCGAACAACUAUAAAUUGACAGUGAAAAUGUUCACGUGAUUUUUAAAACUUAUUUGACAAUAAACAAUGUUGAUUUUAUUGUAAAUAAAUAUAGAACCAAUAUUUAAUUUGGAUAAUUAUGAAUUCUGAUAAUCAGAAUGUUCUACCAACUGUGCAUAGUGCUCCAAACACAGAGGCACUUUCUCACAGGAGUCCUGCCACCACUUCAGUACCUACAGACUUAAGAGUUAACACAACGGCUCUGAAUGCAGUUGCUCUAAGUAAUGUAGCUAAGUACUGGGUGCUGACUAAUCUUCUGCCAGGACCAAUUCCCCAGGUCUCUGUCUAUGGAUUACCAGGAGCAACUAGAGAAAGUCAAGGAAAGAUAUCUCAAGAUGCUGUACUUAGCCAACACAGUUUUCUUCAAGCAGAUCCACUACUCAUUCAACAACAUACUCAGAUUCCAGUUAGCAUUGCCACCUCACAACACCAAGGUAACCUUGGAUUAUCUGCAAGUGCAGUUCAUCUUGAGAAUGCUCACAAUGUAUCUAGUCAUCAUACCAGUGAAAACUUGUCAUCACAAACUGCUAACCAAUUAUCCAGAGAUAUAAGGAUUUCUCAUUCACAACACCAAAGCCAACAAUCACAACAGCAACAUCACCAACAACAACAACAGCAGCAGCAACAACAACAACAGCAGCAGCAACAGCAACACCAACAAAAUGCUCAAAAUUUGGUUCAAGUACAAGUUCAGGAUAAUUUAGUUUCAGUAAUAGAAGACACUAAAGAUCAGAAAGACAUAUUAUCAGCUCAAUUACAAGCAGCUCAGCUUCAGUUAUCAGAAAACCACUUAGGGCAGCAACCCUUGACUGUUCAACAGUUACAGCAUUUACAAGUUCAGCAAGUUUUGGAAAAUGCGGUACGAUUGGAGAAUUCUGUAGAUAACAACCAAAACCAGUCAAAUAAUGAUCACCAAGAUUCCCUUACUGAAACUAUACAAAUAGUCAAAGAUGAAAAAGCCUUUCCCAAUUGUAAAUUAGUAUCGAGUUCUCAAUUCGGUUUACAAGAACUGAAAAGCAACUUAAUGGAUGUGAGAACGGCCGAUGGAAGUAUAGUGAAGAUACAGACUAAUAUGCAAGAACAAGAACUGGUAAAGACGUUGGGACUAGACAUCGUUAACAAUAUGUAUAAAGUGAAUGUAGAUGAUCUUAAUCAGUUGUUGGCGUAUCACGAAAUAUUUGGAAAGUUACAAGGCACUCAAGGUACCGAUUUGUCAAACAACACGCAAAAUCUCACUCAAAACUCGAACCAUUUGAACAUCUCUAAUUCGAAUAUCAUAAUCGCUGCUAAAGAUGAACAAGAGCCGUCCACGAGCAACAUCACCAACGAAAAUCUCUCAACGGUAGUAGCUAACCAUUCCUGCGACUUAUGUGGCAAAAUGUUUCAGUUUCGAUAUCAGUUAAUCGUGCACAGGCGUUACCACACAGAACGUAAGCCGUUUACAUGUCAAGUUUGCGGUAAGGCCUUUACGAAUGCACAAGAGCUAACACGUCACGGCAAGUGCCAUUUAGGGGGAAGCAUGUUUACUUGUGCCGUUUGUUUUCACGUUUUUGCCAAUGACGCUUCCUUGGAAAGGCAUAUGAAGAGACACUCGACUGAUAAGCCUUAUGCUUGUGGGAUCUGUUCUAAGACUUUCGCAAGAAAGGAACAUCUGGAUAACCAUACAAGGUGCCAUACAGGGGAGACUCCUUAUAGAUGCCAAUAUUGUACGAAAACAUUUACAAGGAAGGAGCACAUGGUAAAUCACGUUCGGAAACAUACAGGUGAAACGCCUCAUAGGUGCGAAUUAUGUAAAAAGUCGUUUACGAGAAAAGAACACUUUAUGAAUCACGUAAUGUGGCACACCGGCGAAACUCCUCAUCAUUGUACGGUUUGCGGAAAGAAAUAUACUAGGAAAGAACAUUUAGCGAAUCAUAUGAGAAGUCACACGAAUGAUACACCUUUCAGGUGUGAAAUUUGCGGCAAAUCUUUUACAAGAAAAGAACAUUUUACAAAUCACAUAAUGUGGCAUACCGGCGAAACCCCACAUCGUUGCGACUUCUGUUCCAAAACAUUUACUAGGAAAGAGCAUCUAUUGAACCACGUCAGGCAGCAUACAGGAGAAUCACCACAUCGAUGUGGAUUCUGCGCUAAAUCGUUUACUAGGAAAGAGCAUUUAAUCAAUCAUGUUAGACAGCAUACAGGAGAAACACCGUUCCGAUGUAACUUCUGUCCGAAAGCGUUCACCCGAAAAGAUCAUCUCGUCAACCACGUUCGUCAACAUACUGGAGAAUCUCCGCACAAAUGCACCUAUUGUACGAAGUCUUUUACGAGAAAAGAGCACUUGAACAACCACGUCAGGCAGCAUACAGGAGAAUCGCCGCAUAGGUGCCAUUUCUGUUCGAAAUCCUUUACAAGAAAAGAACAUCUAACCAACCAUGUUCGAAUCCAUACAGGUGAAUCACCGCACCGAUGUCAGUUCUGCCAAAAAACUUUCACCCGCAAAGCACACCUGACCAAUCACCUACAUCAGCAUACAGGCGAAUCUCCUCACCGUUGCGAAUUUUGUCAAAAAACUUUCACUCGCAAAGAGCACCUCACUAAUCACCUUCGCCAACAUACCGGGGAAACCCCGCAUUGCUGUAACGUUUGCUCCAAACCGUUUACCAGAAAGGAGCAUUUAGUUAAUCACAUGAGAUCUCAUACGGGAGAAAGGCCUUUUGCGUGCAACGAAUGUGGGAAGUCCUUCCCGCUCAAAGGAAACCUUCUAUUUCACCAAAGAUCGCAUAAUAAAGGAGCUGAUGCGGAGAGACCUUUCAGGUGUGAUCUUUGUGAGAAAGACUUCAUGUGUAAAGGUCACUUAGUAUCCCACCGAAGGUCACACAUGAGUGAUCGCCCUCAUGUAUGUCCAGAUUGCGGUAAGGCAUUUGUCGAAAAAGGUAACUUGAUAAGGCAUCUCAAGAAGCACGCUGCAGAUAAUGCUCAGACGCAGCCCAAUAGCCAAAUACAGCCACAAGGAACGGCACCACCUCAGAAUGCUCAACCGACUAGCAACGCACCAAAUAUUCAAAUUCCCCAAGUACACGUAAGUCAACCGCCACAGCUGCAACAGACGUCUAGUGGCAACAUUGUUCAAACGUCUCAUUUGCAAAUGCACCCUUCAAAUGCCCAUUCGGUAGUGCCAACUGCGAAUACGAACGUUCUGACUUAUUAGGCUCUUUAACCUGAGUUUAUUUUGGUGACAGAAGACAGAUUUAAUAUGUAAAACUAAUUAUUUACAUCAGUGCCAUAAAUACAUAAUAUAUCAGAUACCUAAUAAAAUCAUCUAUAACUUUGAAGUACAGCUUUUAUCUAUAAGAAAUGUGGAACGAAGUAAUACAAAAUUGAAGUUAAAAAAUUUCCCAUUUCUAAUACAUAAGGAGUUUCGCCAGAUUCAUUUUUCAUCUCUUUUAGAAGAAUACACUUGAUAUACACAUGGAAAAGAUUUAGAGAAUCGUUAAAAUUAAAUGCUGGCUGAAGAUGUUAUAAUUGGCAAGAUAUUUAUGAUGUAAAAAAAGUAACAGUAAAAGUUAGUUUUCUAAGAAAAUCUUACAUAAGGUUUGUCCGCAUGUCCUGUUCACGUGUGCGAUGUUAUUCAUGAAUUAUUUUUUAUAUUCAUCAUCAUUCUGGCUUUACAACUCUGUGUGAACUCCUAACCUCCUCUAGAAUUUCUCUCUAGUCGUCUCUAUAAUCGCCUUGCUCCGCCAAACAUAUAUUUCCAUAUUUCUCAUGUCGUCAUCGAUAUUAUCAAGAAACCUUGUUCUGAAUCUUCCUCUUCUUCUUUGACCAAUGCGUCUGUCAAGGAGCGGUUUUCUAUCUGAUUCAUUUUGCUGGAUCAUCCGCAUUACAUGCCGUAAAUGGAGUCUAGAUAGCGUUAGAGAGGUUUCCCUCAAAGCCAGGAACCCACAAAGUUGGGAGUACUGCGUUGCCAUGAUGUAAAAUCAAGUAAAAGUUCAAACAUCACAUAAUAGUAACUAAACUUACGUGCAUAGAAAUCGGCCCACUUAAAAAUUUGGUCAUUUUUGAUUUCUCAUAUUUCCUAAGCCUGUUGGCCGAUUUAAGUGAUUUUUUUAACAUGCUAUAGCCUAAUUCUUUAACAAUACCACUGUAAUAAUAUUAUUGCUAAAAAGGUAAAUUUUCAUUGUAUACCGGGUGUACCAAUCAAACUGUGUUUUUUUCUCAAAGUUCGCAUCACCCUGUGGAAUAUUCUAGCAUUUAUAAAAUAUUGAAAUUAAAACCCAAUUAUAGCCUCAGGUUUUCUUAACAUUCUGUUUUCUGAUUCAUUCGUUUAUGUUGGAUAAUAAAAAAGUUAGGUACUUUAACAACUAGACAUGUUCUUCAUCAAUUGGGACCGUGCAAGUUCGGCAAAGCGACCCCUAUUUCUACGCUCUGUACUUUUAUUCGCACUUUUAAUUAUAUUGGCCAAUUAUAUUAGUCCUGGUUACUGGAUAAUUGUCAAGGCCAUAGUCCAAAAAAAUAAUAAGAAGAAAAAAUAAGAUGCAGGUUAUGAUAAGCAAACGUAAACAAUUGUAUGUCGUAAAUAAAAUUAGUUAUUAAAAUGCAGUACUGCAAGCAAAAUACAAUUAAUUAAAUUUACCUUUAUAUAAUAAUUGCAUAUCAUAUCAAUAUUGUGGAGCAAUAUAUAAUUUUUCUGCUUCAAUGACAGAAGGUAUGAAAUAUACGUCAAUUUGACAAUUUCAAUUGACAAUAUGAAUUAUUUAAGAUAGUUGCAAUAUUUCUCCGCGACUCGCGCACGGUCGUUUAUCGUUUCCCUUCCAAGUACUUGCACACCGCGAAUACACGGUGUUUCUAAAUAAGUGCGACAAACUUUAAGGGAUAAUUCUGCAUAAAAAAAUAAUGACAGUUGGCUUUAUAAACGUAUGUCCGCCAAUGAUUCGUUUCCGACAUACGGAAUGUUGAAUUUUUUCUUACAAACUGACGAUUUAUUUUAUUGCUUUAAAACCGGUUGAGAUAUGCCACUGAAAUUUGGUGGGUUUUAAGACGUAGUUAUUGCACAUUUUUUGACAUACAAUUAAGAAUUUAAUAUUCACCAUUAGCGCUCAUACGACCGAUCAUAUUACCCGUAUGCACGUAAUGGUGAAUAUAAAAUUCUUAAUUUUAUGUCAAAAAAUCCGCAAUAACUAUCUCUUAAAACCUAACAAAUUUCAUUUGCAUAUCUCAACUGGUUUUAAAGCAAUAAAUAAAUCGUCAGUUUGUAAGAAAAAAUUUAACAUCCCGUAUUUCGGAAACGAAACAUUUGCGGACAUACGUUUAUAUAGCCAACUGUCAUUAUUUUUUCAAGCAGAUUUACCCCUUAAAGUUUGUCGCACUUAUUUAAAAACACCGUGUAUUGAUGAAGAGCAUGUCUAGUUGUUAAGGUACCUAACUUUUUUAUUAUCCAACCUAAACGAAUGAAUCAAAAAACAGAAUGUUAACUUAAGAAAACCUGAGACUACAGUUUGGUUUUAAUUUCAGUAUUUUAUAAAUGCUAGAAUAUUCC